This is a messenger RNA of Anoplophora glabripennis (Asian longhorned beetle), 1807 nucleotides long. It is a transcript of the gene Mccc2, whose product is annotated as probable methylcrotonoyl-CoA carboxylase beta chain, mitochondrial. Bases 108 to 1760 code for a protein of 550 amino acids. NCBI's taxonomy places the organism in Eukaryota, Metazoa, Arthropoda, Insecta, Coleoptera, Cerambycidae. Gene Ontology annotation, biological process: L-leucine catabolic process. Gene Ontology annotation, cellular component: mitochondrion; methylcrotonoyl-CoA carboxylase complex. Gene Ontology annotation, molecular function: methylcrotonoyl-CoA carboxylase activity. The transcript is spliced from 7 exons. The record is from RefSeq and is a predicted model, not a curated record.
UAAUGAUAAUAAUAAGGUUAAAGACCAAAUAAAAAUUAACCAAUAUAAAACUACAAUUUGUUGUAUUCGUUGCUGUACCAGGUUGAAUUUUAAAAUAUUACCAAAAAAUGUUGGCUAAAACAAAAUUUAUCAACAAUGUAUCAUUAUUUAAAAUCAUUCGUUAUAUUUCUUCUGAUGUUAUAAAAACUCAAGUUGAUGUUAAUUCACCUCAGUUUAAUGAAAAUCAUGCUCGAAUGGUGCAACUUGUACAUGAAUUAAAUGAGAAAACUUUAAAAGUUUUAACAGGUGGUGGUGAAAAAGCAAUAAAAAAACAUGAAAUGAAGAAAAAGUUGCUAGUUAGGGACAGAAUUAAUUUGUUGAUAGACAAAAGUUCGGCUUUCUUAGAGCUUUCUACAUUAGCAGCCGCUGAUAUGUAUGAUAGAUCUAUCAGUUCGGCAGGUAUAAUCUCAGGAAUUGGAAAAAUACAUGGUCAAGAAUGCGUGAUUGUAGCAAAUGAUGCCACAGUGAAAGGAGGCACCUAUUAUCCAAUGACUAUCAAGAAACACUUAAGAGCGCAAGAGAUUGCAUUUGAAAAUAAACUGCCUUGUAUCUAUUUGGUAGAUAGUGGAGGUGCAAACUUACCUCAACAGUCAGAAGUAUUCCCAGAUAAGAAUCACUUUGGUAGAAUAUUUUUUAAUCAAGCAAACAUGUCGAGCCAAGGAAUAGCUCAGAUUGCAGUAGUCAUGGGUUCAUGUACUGCUGGGGGUGCUUACGUACCUGCAAUGGCUGACGAAUCCAUUAUUGUGAAACAACAAGGGACCAUAUUUUUAGCAGGUCCACCGUUGGUUAAAGCAGCUACUGGAGAAGAGGUCUCUUCUGAAGAACUGGGCGGUGCAGAUCUUCAUUGUUCGACUUCUGGUGUUACAGACCACUACGCCAUAAACGACACACAUGCAAUACACAUAGCUAGACAAAUUGUGAAGAAUCUCAACUUUAAACGAUCCAAUCCUUUUAAUGAACCUUUUGAAUGUCCCAGAUAUAGCACUGAGGAUUUAUACGGUAUCAUUGACUCAGAUCUACAAAAGCCUUUUGAUGUCAGGGAAAUAAUUGCAAGAGUAUUUGACGGCUCUAAGUUUGACGAAUUCAAAAAAAAGUAUGGAGAAACAUUGGUGUGUGGCUUUGCAAAGUUGUACGGGAAAACUCUAGGUAUUGUGGGAAAUAACGGUGUAUUAUUUUCAGAGAGUGCCAUGAAGGGUGCCCAUUUUGUGCAGUUGUGCACCCAAAGAAAAGUGCCUAUCAUAUUUUUACAAAACAUUACGGGAUUCAUGGUUGGUAGGCAAGCCGAAAUGGGAGGGAUAGCUAAACACGGAGCUAAAUUAGUAACAGCCGUAGCAUGUGCUAGUGUUCCAAAAAUUACAGUUAUAAUAGGUGGUUCUUACGGAGCUGGAAAUUAUGGUAUGUGUGGAAGAGCAUAUUCACCAAGAUUCUUAUACGUAUGGCCGAAUGCCAAAAUUUCAGUAAUGGGUGGUGCCCAAGCUGCAGGCGUGCUUUCUGAAGUCGCUAGCAGAGGUAAAAAGUGGUCACCAAAAGAAAAAAUGGAUUUUGAGAAUACUAUUAUUGAACAAUUUAAUAAAGAAGGAUCUUCUUACUUUAGUAGUGCAAGACUUUGGGACGAUGGAGUUAUUGAUCCAAAAGAUACUAGAAAAAUAUUAGGGCUAAGUCUAGCUGCAGCUUUAAAUAAAGAAAUAGAAGAUACCAAGUUUGGAAUUUACAGAAUGUAAAAUAUUUUUUAAUAAAUGUUUAUUACUUUUCAUGGUUAUUUCCGAUA